Messenger RNA from Brachypodium distachyon (stiff brome), 1502 nucleotides. RefSeq names its product probable protein phosphatase 2C 62. Gene Ontology annotation, biological process: protein dephosphorylation. The record is from RefSeq and is a predicted model, not a curated record. Gene Ontology annotation, molecular function: protein serine/threonine phosphatase activity. NCBI's taxonomy places the organism in Eukaryota, Viridiplantae, Streptophyta, Magnoliopsida, Poales, Poaceae. Bases 435 to 1307 code for a protein of 290 amino acids. The transcript is spliced from 5 exons. Gene Ontology annotation, cellular component: nucleus; cytosol.
CCCGAGAUCCUCCCAAAUGUGAAACAUGAAAAACAAAGGAGAAAAAUCAACGCUUUUCUCCUGUCCGCACCUGACAAUUUCCAUGUCCAAAUCUCCCCUACCCAUCUCAGGUCAACCGACUCUAUCCAGCAAGAUCCAGUCCCCUUGGCCUUUGCCCCGUUCCCAACCCCAAAGCAGACCACCAUCCCCCACCCCCACCAACCCCUCUCCUCCCACUCCUCAAUUAUUAUAAGCUUUCGCCAUUGUUAAUCACUUCGGAUCGAUCCAUCCAACCAUUAGCCAUCUUGUUCGGUGGAAGACAGCAAGAGACGGUGCGAUUUUGACUUUUUGUGGGGCGGCUGGAUUCCGUCCAAAGAAGCCAUACUUGUGUGCUUGCCAGUGCCAGGGGUGGUGGAAGCAGCGACUUCUGAACCGGAGGUUUCGAGGAGGGACCGAUGGCCGGCAAGGAAAUCUACCACAAGAUGAAGGACAAGGUGAAAGAUGCUUUUAGUUCAUCAGGGCCAGAAACAGGGAAAGGCAAGACAAAAUUGUCAGGCAAGCGUGUCAAGCAUGGUUACCAUCUUGUGAAGGGGAAAUCAAAUCAUCCAAUGGAAGACUACCUGGUAGCAGAGUACAGGCAAGUUGGCGAGCAUGAUUUGGGUCUUUUCGCCAUAUUUGAUGGCCACCUGGGCCACACUGUUCCAGAUUUUCUGCGCGCACAUCUCUUUGAUAACAUCUUGAAAGAGCCAGAAUUCUUGAGUGACACAAAGAGUGCUAUCAGGAAUGCGUAUCUACUAACCGAUGAAAAAAUAUUGGAAAGAGCAGCUGAGUUAGGAAGAGGAGGCUCCACAGCUGUUACUGCCAUCUUAAUAAGCAGUGAUGAUAGUGUGAAGCUAGUGGUUGCGAAUGUUGGAGAUUCACGAGCAGUUAUUAGCGAGAAUGGUAAAGCAGAGCAGCUUUCAGUUGAUCAUGAGCCGAGCAUGGAGCGACAAACUAUCGAGGAAAAAGGUGGUUUUGUCUCAAACCUACCAGGAGAUGUACCACGAGUUGAUGGGCAGCUGGCAGUUGCAAGGGCAUUCGGAGAUCGGAGCUUGAAAAAGCACCUCAGCUCUGAGCCACAUGUGGCUGAGAUAGUUAUCGACGAGAAUUCAGAUUUUCUAAUUCUAGCAAGUGAUGGCUUAUGGAAGGUGAUGACGAACCAAGAGGCGGUCGAUGAGAUCAAGGACUUCAAGGACGCGCAGUCAGCUGCAAAGCACCUGACUGAGCAGGCCGUGAACAGGAGGAGCAAAGAUGACAUCUCCUGCAUUGUUGUAAAGUUCCACUGCUAGCAGGGCGUCAAGCUGUUCGCCUCCCAAGUGUACAAUUGUUGUCAUGUUAUGUCAGAUUGGUUUUUUCGGUUUGCUGUUGUUCGUCAAAUAUUGUGUUUAACCUUUUCUGGUUGGGAAUAAUCCACCAAGGGGAUCAAGGCUUGUAGAAUAUUGUUGUUUGUUGAAAGGCUCUAAUAAAAACAUGUUCUUGUAAUC